GUGGGCACCGCCGGGAUGCGGCUUGCGGAGCAGCCGGUGCCGACAGCUGGUGCCUCCCGGCCGCCCGCCGCGCUGGGGGCUGGCGGGGCCGGCUCACCACUGACGUAUGCUCAGGACAGUCUGAGCGAUGACAAAGUUUUUCAUCCGGCUGCCUGCAGUUCCCUCUGCACCGCCCCUGCGGCUGCGGGGAGGGGUAUGGGCCUCGUGGGUCCCCUGGGUGCCGUGGGAAGCGCUGGGCUGGCGGCCGUGCCGAGCCGAGCCGUGCACACGGCUGGGACCGUCCGAGCGGCUCGGCCACGCUCGGCAUGGGGCUGCGGCUCCCGCUGCGCCGGAGCACCAGCUUCACCCCCGACCACCCUGCCCUCAUGGAGGUGCCUGGCCCCACUGCCCUGAAGAUGGAAGCAAACGUCCUUGUCAUGGGAGCGGACAACGUAGGGAAAUCAGCUCUGACCGUGCGUUUCCUGACCCGGCGCUUUAUUGGAGAGUAUGGAGACAUGGAAUUUAUCUACAGCCACAACCUGACUGUGGAUGGCCGAGAGAUCCUCUUACACAUCUGGGACGUCCCCAGUUCCCAGGAGCAGGCAGAGGAUGGCUCCUCAGAGGAGAAGCGAAUCCAGUGGGCAGACAGCUUUGUCCUGGUCUACAGUAUCUGUGACCGUGCCAGCUUCAACAUCCUGCCCCUCAAAAUCCAGUUCAUCAAGGCUGCCAAGGAGGGGCAGAGCCAGGAGAAGGUGCCCAUAGUCAUUGUGGGCAACAAACGGGACCUGCACCACCAGCGGGUGGUGUCCAGCGAGGAGGGGCGGCUCCUGGCCCUCUCUUUAGACUGUGGUUUCUAUGAGGUCUCUGCAGCUGAGGCUUACCACGGGGCCCUCAUGGUCUUCCAUGGACUGGCCAAGCUCAUCCCAGACACCAAGCUGGCCCUGAAGAAGGGCACAGGGAUCCGUGGCAUCGUCAAGACCAUGUCGGCUGUGUUUGCCCGUAAGCGAACAGACUCCCUCUGAGUUCCUGCACGGGUGUUGCUGCUCUCUGUGCUGCCCUGUUGGGCCAAGCCUCCUUGCAGGGUGCCCAUGGAGAUGGUGUGUCUCUUUCCAUAAGUGUGACGGGUUCCUUGCUGUCCUCCUAGUGUCAGGGUCUGGGUGUCCUGCCUCGCACAGCCAGUGCAGCUGAGGACUGUAGUGGGUUACUCUUGGCUCUGCCGUGGGACAGGCUCAUCUCUUUGCUGUACCAGCUCUUUAGGUGCCUCCUGUUUUCUCCUUCUGUCCUCCAACACUGGAAACCACGGGGGGAUUUUGCCAAAGCUCCAGGCAGCAGCAUCCCUAGCUCCUGCAGCUGGAGCUGUCAGCGAUUAGGGAGGAUAUCCUGCUCUUGUACAGCACACGACUCCCUGUCUCUCCACUCCUACUCUGGGAUCCUUAUUCCCUUUUAACCCUGAUCAGGAUCCUCUUCAGUAACCCUGGAGCACCCAUGAGCUGGAGAGGUGGGGCUUUCUCCACUGGGGAGGCACUGGCAGUUCCCACUCAGUUAUCACCGAGUGAGAGCAUCCCAGAGCCCAGGGCACCGGCAGUCCUGGGGACUUUGGAGAGGGCUGGUGCCUCCCAUCCCCCGCCGUGCUUUUGAGCAGUCGUGCUCAUGUCCCUCUCCCCCACAGCCUUCAGUGAUCACAGCGUUCCCUUGUGCGGGCGAGCGCUGCACAGGCUGUGCCUGGGAAAAGCCAGGCGCGGGGCUCGUUCCCAGCAUGGAAUUGCACCACACGCCUUCCCAAGCCACUCCUGUAGGGCUGCCUGUCCCCGGGGAGGAAAGGAGCUGGGGAAAGGGGUCGCUGGGCUCGUUGCUGAAACCUCUGCUGCUGGGAGGCUUUUUCCUGCCUCUCCCAAACCUUUCUCUUUGUGCCCUGGGAAAGCAGUGUAUUGGAAGAGGGUUUGUGCGUGCUGUAGGGACACUGAUUUCUCUGCUGUGUUAUUCUGGAAAUGCAAUAAAUUGUCUUUGGCAGGAAG
Messenger RNA from Lonchura striata (white-rumped munia), 1994 nucleotides. Its product is annotated as ras-related and estrogen-regulated growth inhibitor-like protein A. The record is from RefSeq and is a predicted model, not a curated record. NCBI's taxonomy places the organism in Eukaryota, Metazoa, Chordata, Aves, Passeriformes, Estrildidae. Gene Ontology annotation, molecular function: GTPase activity; GTP binding.